This is a messenger RNA of Tigriopus californicus, 740 nucleotides long. Its product is annotated as pro-resilin-like. The coding region runs from base 206 to 661 and encodes 151 amino acids. The transcript is spliced from 2 exons. The record is from RefSeq and is a predicted model, not a curated record. NCBI's taxonomy places the organism in Eukaryota, Metazoa, Arthropoda, Copepoda, Harpacticoida, Harpacticidae. Gene Ontology annotation, cellular component: extracellular matrix.
AAUAUCAGCGUCUUCAAAUAACUGUCAAUUUCAUCAGCGAUUCAAGCAAAAUUAUCGUUGUACUUUGGAUACGUUUCGGGUGUGACGAAUACACACUCUCCAAUGAGACAUUUAACGAAACGUAUAUAAGCAACCAAGUUGCAAUUGGAAGGCACUUAGUUCACCAUCAAUAUCUGAAGCAAGUAUCAACAAAUACUUCAGCAUCAUGAAGGCCUGUGUAACCACUUUACUACUAAUGUCUUUGACCUUCGCUCAAUCUCUGCCUCAAGAACCCGGAUAUGGACCAGAGCAUCAUGAACCCGCUCUUUACGAAUACGGCUACAAGGUCCAUGAUGAUAAGUAUGGCACAGAUUUUGGUCAUAGUGAAAACCGUGAUGGAUAUGUGACCAAAGGUGAAUACCAUGUGCUUUUACCGGAUGGCCGUGUACAAACUGUGACAUAUUAUGUGGACGGAAAAUCGGGAUAUGUGGCCGAUGUGUCAUACUCAGGAGAAGCUUACCAUGGUCCAGCUACACCUCAUCAUGCUCCAGCUCAUCAUGCUCCACCCCAUCACACCCCACCUCAUCUCGCCCCACCUCAUCACGCCCCACCUCCUCCUCCUCCACUACCAGUGCACGAGGCUUAUCAUCAACCUCCACCUCACUACGGCUUUCAUAAUUAGUGUGACUCGUAGGAAUACUUUGCACUAAGUUCACUUUAGAUUUGAACAUCAUAUUUAUCUCGCACCAAUAAAACAAAAU